CGGUCCUAAACAAUAAAUCUGAAGAUGGCGGCGGUGAACGUGUUUUCGCAGCUGAAAGCCGAGAUAGAAGCGGCGCAAAAAAGUCUCAAGGAUGUGGAUGAAACCAUCAAGAAGCUCACAGGCCGAGGUCCUGAGGAGUUCAGGAACCAAGCUCGCCGUCCGGGUGGGCCUGCGCAAGGAGCUGCCCCCGAGCAAGGCGGCCGAGAACGGUUCACGAAAAAGCCGGGUGUCGGAACAGGAGGUCCCCCUGCCAAACGGAGAAAUCUCGGAGGUCCACCAGUGAGGACACCUGUCAAAGCUCCGGCAGAGGACAGCGCCGAUGAAGAAGAGCCACCGAGAAAGGGCGGCGUCCAAUCUUCGGUGGUGGCGGCACCCGCCAAGGAGUCGCUGCGGACGCGUCGGGAAGUGAGCGCCCUGCAGAAGGGUGACCGCAAGUGCAUGGAGCGCAACCGGCGCAUGUUUGGCAUGAUGCUGGGCACCCUGCAGAAGUUCCAGAGUGAGGAGACCAAGCGCAAGGACCAGGUUCAGUCCCAGAAACGUGCUGAAAUUGAGCAGAAGCUGGAGGAGGCAGCCGAGCGUGAGAAGGCGGAGCUGCGCAAAGAACGGCAGGACCUGUUCCUGGCACGGCGCCAGAAGCAGCAGGGCCUGCGUCGGUUAGAGCUCAAGCUGGAGGUGGCCCGCCUGCACGAGGAAGCCGAGGCUCGCCAGCGACUGCUGCUCAACUUCAUCCACACGAGGACCAAGCCGCACAUCAUGUUCAAGCCGGCCAAGCACACACCGGAAACGCAGAAGCGGCUCAAAGAAUCCCAGAAGCGCAUCCUCGCCAUCAUCGAGAGCCGACGCGCCAAGGUCAAGGAAGAGCUGGACGCAAUCGACGAGCUCUACCACCGUGAGAACCCUCAUCCAGGCGAAGAAGAAGAAGAGGAAAUCCACCCGGACAAGGAGAACAGGGGGCCCGCCAAGGACAAGUCCGCAGACGAAGAGCAGGCUGCUGUGGACGGCGACGGCAGUGCCGGCGACAGUAGCGCGGAACCGGCAGAUGCAGCGGUGGAGGAGCACGAUCGUGCCCAAGAGAAAUCUGACCCCACGGACAAUGGUGAGGUGACAGAACAGGCGACGGCCAGUAGUGAAGCCGCAGAACCGAUGGACACUACGGAGCUCGAGGAAGCUGCAAAGAAAGAGUCCACUGGUGACCAGGCCGAAUCAGCGGUGGCUAAAGAAGCACCUGCUGACCCGGAAUCGACAGAGGGCACCGAGCCGUCUGAAGACGAGCCGGCCGCGAAAGCCGAUGCUGCGGCAGACGCAGCACCGGAGGAGCCGGCCAAAGCAGAAGAGAGCGCACCGAAGGACGAGGCGCCGGCGGCCCCUGAACCUCCCAGUAUCAACGCAUUAGGAGACGAGAAGUUUGAACCCAUCUACGACGAAUAAGCUCCGCUGCCUCUUGCGGAGUUUUAUCAACUGUACAGGCAUCGCAUUUGCGCCACUCGGUGGGUGCCAGUGCUCGGGCACCUUUACUGCGAAACUGAGCAGGGACUCGUAGACCUCCCGGCCCCUCCGACCGAUGCCUGGAAAAAGAAGACAACUUGCACGACCGUGUCUCGCACAAGGCUUGAAGGUCGUCGUGCAUAUUCUCCAGCUGGGAAACGGUCACUGAACGGUGCAUCUACGGCACUGCUUGGGCACUUGGCUGUUCAAAAGAGCAUGUAUAUAUAUAGAGAGGGAGAGCUGGCGAGUGCAUUCAUGAACUCUGAACAGUGCGAUCUCUAGCAUAGAUUACAUGGAAUUAGAAGGCGAAGGUUAGGGUAGACGCGCAACUUGCUUGUGCUGUACAUUCAUUCUGCUGCUGCAUCACUCACACUAUAGAUUGUGAUGGUUAGUCUUUCCAGUUUGGCCAGUUUUAUUUUACAUUGCGCUAAAGUUGUUGCUUACCUUUAAUUUGUUGCCAUUGAGUUAACGUUCAGUUGAGAAAGUAAUUUUGAAUGUUGGAAGUGAGAAAGAAAACAACCUUAAAAGGCUUUGUGCCUGUGCACUUAAGAGUUUUCACUUUCACAGCAGCACAAGGUUCAUCUACCCACGGUUGCAUUGUCAUCCUCAUAUUACUUCAAUCUUGUCACUUUUACCGACGCAUCGCAUCAGAUUGCAAGUUUUACUAUGUGGGGUCAUUGCACUCGCAGCAGGUGGAAAUUAAGCUUAAAAGGAGUCAGCCAUUUAGUAACUGUACUUGGUGUAGCAGCUGCACAUUUCGUUCGUGAAGUACACCAUCUACCUCCAGCUGAGAGACUUCACUUAAGAUAAUGGACACACUUGUCUUGAAUGCAACAUGCCUCAGUUUUUUUUUUUUUUUUUUUGUCUUUUCAGUUUCGCUCAUUAAAUAGCCUUAAUAUCCUAGUCAUUAUUGCCGAGACUAGAAUAUUAAAUGAACUGCUGGAAGCACAUCAAAUGUAUUGCUGCUGGGUACUGUGCCCUUAUUCCCCUUAUUCUGCUGACGAGCUUCAGCAUAUUCAGUCAAUUGGCAAAAUUUUCCAGCCUAUGUUAGCCUUUUGCUCUUUUUAUGUUCAGGGACAGCAUUGUCUGUUUUAUGUAGCUGUGUUGACUAAGACAUUUGCCACAUUUAUUGGGAGUAACAUUGUUCAGCUUCACCUGACCUUCUUGUGAAGUGCAGCCUUUGACAAAGCAAGAGGCGCUCUCUCUCUCUUUCUGCUGUUCAUGUAAUCUACGCUUAUCGAAAGGCUGAAGUGCAGGAGUUCUGCUCCAACGGACUUUGGCACAGGUUUGUACCACAAGGGCUGUCCAUAGGCUUUGAACGUUUUCAACAUUUAUGUGUACACGCAUAACAAACGGGAAUGCUCAAUGUCGCAGUCAACAUAUAUGCAACUCUCUGUACAUUGUCAACCAAGUUGCAGUGCGGAAUUUCGUGUCACAUCGCAGGUUGAUUGCAGCUGUUGUGAACGUAUUUUCAUUGUUCACUUGUGUACAGAACUGAAGCUCUAAGGGAAGACCGAAGACUUUUUUUUUUUUUCUGGUCUUCUGUGAGCUAGUGCGCAUACGUGUUGACAAUAAAGAAAGUAUUGUGUA
This is a messenger RNA of Dermacentor silvarum, 3075 nucleotides long. It is a transcript of the gene Pnn, whose product is annotated as pinin. Gene Ontology annotation, cellular component: catalytic step 2 spliceosome. Lineage: Eukaryota; Metazoa; Arthropoda; Arachnida; Ixodida; Ixodidae. The transcript is spliced from 9 exons. The coding region runs from base 25 to 1428 and encodes 467 amino acids. The record is from RefSeq and is a predicted model, not a curated record.